AAGUGAUAUGUUAUUAUAUGGAUGUACUCGUAUUGAAGUUGGUGUUUAAUCAAUUUAUGAAGAUAGUAAUUAUUAUAAUUUUAUAAUUAAGUUGCAAGAGAUACUAAUAGAGGACAUACAGUUGAAUCAGUCAAGAAAUGUUUUGCAAUGAGCAAAGAUAGUGGAUAUAAAGUAGUAACACAUAUGAUGCCUGAUUUACCUAAUAUGGGAGUAGAAAGAGAUUUAGAAAGUUUUAAAGAGUUUUUUGAAAAUCCUGAUUUUAGACCAGAUGGAUUGAAAGUAUUUUAGUAUUUAAAAUUAGAUAUAUCCAACUCUUGUUAUUAGAGGUACUGGAUUAUAUGAAUUAUGGAAAAAUGGAUAAUAUAGAAAUUAUCCACCUGAUUUCUUAGUUGAUGUUGUUGCUAAAAUACUUGCUUUAGUUCCACCUUGGACUAGAGUCUAUAGAAUUUAAAGAGAUAUUCCUAUGCCUUUAGUUACAUCAGGAGUUGAUAAUGGAAAUUUGAGAGAAUUAUCAUUAUAAAGAAUGAAAGAUUUAAAUGUUGCUUGUAGAGAUGUUAGAACUAGAGAAGUUGGAAUUAAAGAAGUUCAUCAUAAAAUUAAACCAGAAUAAGUUGAAUUAAUUAGAAGAGAUUAUACAGCUAAUGAUGGAUGGGAAACAUUUCUAUCAUAUGAAGAUCCUUCUUAAGAUAUUUUAAUAGGAUUAUUGAGACUUAGAAGAUUGGAUAAACAUACAUUCAGAAAAGAAUUAAUUUAGGAACCUACUUCUAUGGUUAGAGAAUUGCAUGUAUAUGGUUCAGUAGUACCAAUACAUUCAAGAGAUCCUUCUAAAUUUUAACAUUAAGGAUAUGGUACAUUACUUAUGGAAGAAGCAGAAAAAAUUGCAAGAGAAGAACAUGGUAGUACUAAAAUGGCAGUUAUUGCAGGAAUUGGAACAAGACAUUAUUAUCGUAAAUUAGGAUAUCAUACUGAAGGAGUAUAUAUGGUUAAAAAAUUAGUAUGA
Molecule: messenger RNA, 1000 nt
Organism: Paramecium primaurelia
Lineage: Eukaryota; Ciliophora; Oligohymenophorea; Peniculida; Parameciidae
Source: the annotation of a GenBank genome assembly